This is a messenger RNA of Paecilomyces variotii, 1529 nucleotides long. RefSeq names its product CMGC protein kinase. Bases 1 to 1233 code for a protein of 410 amino acids. Gene Ontology annotation, molecular function: protein kinase activity; ATP binding. The record is from RefSeq and is a predicted model, not a curated record. Gene Ontology annotation, biological process: regulation of mRNA processing; spliceosomal complex assembly; protein phosphorylation. The transcript has 6 exons. NCBI's taxonomy places the organism in Eukaryota, Fungi, Ascomycota, Eurotiomycetes, Eurotiales, Thermoascaceae.
AUGUCCGCAAGUCCAUCACCCACAAUCCUCUCGCCUAAUAUCCUAAUAGAGGAGGAGAGGAUUCCUGGCUACAACCCGAAGAAUUUCUACCCAGUAAAUCCAGGGGAUAUCCUCAACAACAGAUAUAGAAUCGUGGCCAAGCUUGGAUGGGGCACUACUUCUACCGUAUGGCUAGCUCAAGAUCCUCCACAGUGGUGGUGGAACUCCAACCGCUAUGUGACCCUAAAGAUAGCCGUCUCCGGCUUCACCGAUGAAGAUACAGCAAAACAUGAGCGAAAUAUAAGUCGAUCCCUUGAGACGAAUCCAUCGCACAAAGGCUUCAACUUUGUGAGGAUUAUGCUCGACAGUUUCGAAGCUAUAGGGCCGGAGGGUAAGCACUUAUGCUUGGUCUAUGAGCCGAUGAGAGAGCCCCUUUGGCUAUUUCAACAGCGCUUGCCGGACGGCAAAAUCCCACCGCCGCUUUUGAAGGUGUACUUGGGAUUCUUCUUGCAAGCCCUCGAUUAUCUUCAUUCUGAAUGUCACGUCAUCCACACAGACCUCAAAAUGGACAACAUCUUAGUGGGAUUCGAGCACCCAUCUGUGCUCGAAGAAUAUAUAAAAGAUGGCAGAUCGAUCUAUCUAUCACCUAAUGAUUUUGGGCCAAUGAAAUCAUUCCGUGUGAUACCGAAGAUAGCGGACUUCGGUUCAGCACAACCAGGAGAUAGUUCGGAGCCUUUGAGAUUCCCUAUUCAGCCACCUCUCUUCCAUGCUCCAGAAGUCCUAUUGGGUACGGGCUGGACAUACAGCGCAGACAUCUGGAACCUCGGUGUAUUGAUUUGGAACAUGAUGGAGGGCAAGGAUUUAUUCAAACAUAUUCGUUCUAGCAAAGGAGAUUACGAUGCUCGAGCACAUAUUGCGGAAAUGAUUGCGUUACUAGGCCCUCCACCGAAAGAACUUCUUGAUCGAGAAAAAUUAUGGGGCGACAUUAAAUGGGACAAUGCUGUUCUAAACUCAGAUAGCAAGCUUUGUCACACUGCUCGCGAGUAUUUUGGAGGGCCUUUCUUCAACUCUGAAGGCGAGUUCAUGCAUAAGGAUCUAAUUCCGACGGACGUUAGCUUAGAGGGAUCGGUCUAUUCUCUUGAAGGGGAUGAUAAGCAGCUCUUCCUUAAUUUCGUAAGGAAAAUGCUUCAAUGGUUACCAGAACACAGAAAGACCGCUAAGGAGCUCCUCGAAGAUCCGUGGCUGGUUCUGUAAAUCGGCGGAUGAAUGAAUCCAUUUCUAUGGGGAAAAGAGCACCUGCAACUCACGAGCAAGGUUUUACAAUAAUUUUUACAAUGUGGUGUUAAGGGAAACAAUCCGAGGAAUUACUACUAACAAACCCUCAAUGGCUGAGCGGUAGCGAGGCGAUAAAUUAGUCCACUUGCUUUUGCGUUAAUAAACUGAGACGCUUUCUAAUUAGUCUGUUUCUUCUUAUCUUAUAAAAGCUGAUGUUAUAUAACUUUAUUUAGUUAUUACCUUCGUUCUUUAUAGUAUAUUAAGUAAUAUUUUCC